Molecule: messenger RNA, 3333 nt
Organism: Ictalurus punctatus (channel catfish)
Lineage: Eukaryota; Metazoa; Chordata; Actinopteri; Siluriformes; Ictaluridae
Gene: hrob
Product: homologous recombination factor with OB-fold
Exons: 10
Coding region: 207-2000 (597 amino acids)
Biological process (GO): recombinational repair
Source: RefSeq, a predicted model, not a curated record
UUCCUUGUUCGUCAUCACGUAAAACUACGUUCUGUUCGAACGUGGCAGCGCCAAAAGCUGGUUAUCCGCUUCGGUGGAUGUUCCUUCGGAUGAGAAUUCCCAGGCAAACUGGACAUUUUGAGAGCUAUGACGACGCGGUAGAAUCUAGUAAGGAUUAUAUAUCAGCUAAUCCUUCUCUUUCCGAAGUCUAAACCAAACUGGAGGACAUGACAGCUGCGGCUUGCAGCAUGUGGAGAGGACUUUUCAGCGUAGGAGAAGACCUGGAUGAUGAAGACUUGCUGGAAGCUGACUGGACACGUGCGUCAGCUUCGGGGUCAUCUGCAGUUCCAGCUUGUGCACCCUUAGAAGAAUCACAUGCAGUUUGUGCCCAUGAUGCACAGCAGAGCUCCGCUGCGCCAUCAGCCAGCUUCUCAGACAGGAGUUCAGUGCCAUGCUCAGAUCUUUCCAAAUCCCGACCUGUGAAAGGUUUAAGAAGCCUGGCCAACCCUGCCUCUUCAUCUGUCUCCUGCUCUGUCCCUCACACACAUGCAGGUUCUCCGGCUUCUCUUCAAGCACCUUUUGGGGGCUCUGAUGCAAUCUCAUCUCUGCGACCUCCUUCAAAUUGUCCACCUGUCCAUUCAAACCCUCAAUCUGGCAUCUGCCAUGUUCCCAAGAAAGACAUUCCAGCUCAGGAUGACUUUGAUGACUGGGAUAUAGACCUGGAGGAGUUGGACGAGUGUGUUCCUCAGAAAGUUUCUGCUCCAGACAAAGACAUUGAACCCGACAGCAUUUCCCCAGCUAAACGGACGAGAUUAUCAGGUGUUCGUGAAGAUGCACCAGUUGUAACUUCUCUCCGAGGAUUCUGCAACACUACACCAAAAUCCGCACCCCCGCAGUCCUUUAUUCGUCCCCCAUGUUCUAGUACACUUUUCCCACAAAACUCCCGGCAAGCCCCUGUACCUCCAGCCUGCCGCUUCACCAGUCCAGUGACUCCUGGACCUAUGAGAGCGACAUCUCUGUGGCAAAGAGGAGCUGUUACUCCUCGAGCAGAAAAUCGCUCUUUAUUCCAGGCUGUAUCUCCUGCUCCGUUGACUCCCCAAACACCACGUCCUCUCCACAUGCCUGUCCUGACUAAUCACCUGGUCCAGCUGGUGUCCGCAGCCAGUAAGACGCCUCGGAGGCCGAGGAGCGAUUCCGGUCAUCCCAAAAUGCGUCGGUUUCCUGGUCCAGCGGGUGCACUGCCGCAACAGAUCAGUGGGCGGGGUCUGGAUGACAUUGUUGUGGCAGUUCCACAGACACCAGCACACGGGGCUGUGGCUCGCACACGCAGUGAGGUCCCAAGCUCUCAAGUAAAUGAGGAAGAGGAGUUCAACGUCGGUCCGUGGGCAGCAAUGAAGGCUGAGAUGGGAUUGGAUGAGAGAAACCCUUCCUGUUUCCUCCAUUCCUACAGCGUUGUCAUGGUGCUGCGGAAAGCGGCGUUAAGACAGCUGUCCAAGAAUAAGGUGCCUAACAUGGCGGUGGUGUUAAAGAGCAUUUUACACACCCAUGCCGAUGCCAAAGCAGUGUUCAGGGACCCCACGGGUGAGAUGCAGGGUACAGUUCACAGACGGUUGCUGGAGGAGAGACAAGGAGAGCUGAAGACUGGCGCAGUGCUGCUGCUCAAACAAGUGGGCGUGUUCUCCCCCUCUAAUCGGAACCACUACCUGAACGUAACACCCAAUAACCUUCUUCGAAUCUACCCUCCUGACGGAGCAGUCCACGCCUCCUCCCAGCAUUCUCAGCCUGCACUGGAACCUGCUGGAUUACUGCAUUGUGUGUCCUCCAAGCCUGAAGGGGGCCCCAUAUCUCAGAUGGAACUGCAUUUUGAUGAUGAUGAUGAGGAGCAGGAGCAGGGCAGCGUCCCAGCUAAUGGGGUGGUCCAGUCUACUACACGACCUGACUGCUCAGAGGAUGCUCAAUGGGAUGCAGAUGAUCUUGACGAGCUGCUUGGGGAGUUGCCUGUCGAGUCUUACUCCGCCUGACGCCGACACCAUUAAUAUAGAAAUGUGCCAGACCACAGCAAAAUGGCACAGCCGAACAUGCUUUUUGUUCAGUUUGUGUUUGUAUAGAAGCUGUUGUAAGAUAUGUACAUAAUCAGAAAACAGUCAUCUGGACGAGGAGAUGAAUAAAUGUUCGAGUUUGAACUGUCUACUAGGGUUUUUUUUUUUUUCUUCUUCUUCUUCUUCCCCUCCUCCCCCAACCCGAGUAUUGUAGGUUUAAUUCUUCCUGGUUAAAUAAUAAUACCAGAUGAGUUCAUUCUAUCUUAACAUCAUGGUUUUUCUUUUGCGCACCAACACUGACAGGUUACUCAGGCAUUAGCAGUGCUGUGUGAAUGAAUUCUCAGUGCGUAUAUGAAUGAGAUCUGUGUGUUGACAAGUGUAAUAUUUGAGCUGUCAUACAGACAGGUGUGCUGGUGUAGGUUUCCAUGGUUACUCCAUCCUGCGCCCUUGAAUUUAAAGAGGUUCUCGAGACAAAAGUCUGACAGCUUGAUCCACUUGCGAAGACAUAACAGGUCUUUCAAGGUCACUGGAGAAUGGUUUUAAUGGACUUUAUUCAUGUCAAAACCCUGUCCUGUGCUGAUCCGCGUGUUGAAUAAGGAGUAUUGUGGUGGUGAUAUAUUUACUUAUUUAAUUAAUAAUAAUUAUUUUUUUAACAUAUGGCUGUCUCUAUAACUCUCUAGCCUUGCACUUUUUACUUAUUUAUGUAUGUAUUUAUUUUUUUGAAUUAUUACGUUUUAUUUUUUUAUAUAGCCAACUCUCUAGCCUCGCUCUUAUUUAUUUCUUUGUAUAUUUAAAUUAUUUUUUAUAUGGCCGUCUCUCUAGCAUCGCCCUAUUUAGUUAUUUAUUUAUUUUUGUUUAUUUUUAUUGUUUAACAUUUAAAAAAAAAAAAAAUAUAGCCGUCUAUAACUCUAGUCUUGCUCUUUUUUCCCCCCUUUUCUUUUUUUCUUUUCUUUUCUCUCCCUCCCCUCAUGUUUUCUCAUCUUGCUCUUGUUUCUUCCUACUCCUCAUGCAAGUUAUCAUGUCUUUCACCCCCCGAUGAGGCGUAUUCCCACUUGUAUGAUGUUAUGUAAUUAUAUAUAAUUGAAUUAAUGACCGUAGUGUCAUCCCAUUCACACUUCUUGUUUUAACUCUUCAGACCAAUGGACAGAGAUUGAUGGACUGUAAAUGUUGGAGUGUUUUGAGAGGAAAUCAGUGAACGAGGCACUGCCAGAUAGUGAAAGUUUGUCUUCUACCUGUAAGACAUACUUUUCAAAAAUGUCUGUGACCGAGCCCAAACAUUGUAGUAAUAAAAAUGGUUUUGCUUUGAUUAAGUUAA